UAAAAAAAAAAAAAAGAGAAUAAAAACAUUAAAAGGACGUUGAAACACUAGAUUCAUAUUCAUACCCAUCAAUCAAUGCAUCCCUUAUUCCAUAAAACAAAGAGUAAAAAGAGAGAGAGAGAGAGGGCAUGUCACGGAGAUCAGGGACUUGCCUGAGGUUAUGUCUAGUAAUAUUUGCAGUAGUUUCAGCAUUGGGAGUAUGUGGAACUGUUCUUUAUUGGAGAUUCAAGAAAACUCUCAGAUUGGGUGAUCCCAAAUCCUCAUGUCCUCCUUGCAUCUGUGAUUGUGCUCCUCCUCUUUCCCUUCUCAAGAUUGCCCCUGGGCUGGCCAAUCUCUCAGUCACAGAUUGUGGAAGCAAUGACCCUGAUCUCAAGCAAGAGAUGGAGAAGCAAUUUGUGGACCUUCUGACUGAGGAGUUGAAGUUGCAGGAGGCUGUUGCUGAAGAGCAUGCUCGCCGUAUGAACAUCACCUUUGGUGAAGCGAAAAGGGUGGCUUCCCAGUACCAAAGGGAGGCAGAAAAGUGUAUAGCAGCCACAGAAACCUGUGAGGAGGCCAGAGAGCGGGCUGAGGCCUUGCUGAUCAAGGAGAGAAAAGUUACAACAAUAUGGGAACAAAGAGCUCGACAAAUGGGUUGGGAAGGGGAAUAACUCUUUGUACAAUUCACUUGAAUAUCCUGGUCUAGAAUUUGAAUCCUUCCACCUUGAUAUAAUUCAAGUAGGCAAGCAAAGUUGCUUGAGUAGUCUUGUUUGGGCGAAAGGCCUUUCAAUCUCCCCCCUCCCUUUCCUCCAUUUGUAGCUGCCUUAAUAACUUAAAUGAUACAAGUAUCUGAAGAAUUUUCACCUGUAACUGUCAUACUGCUGUGUGGACCUCUUACUAUAAUAUCAUCUCAAUUUCUUGGCUUGAAGCAAUGUUACAAAAACAAGAUUUUUUUCUCUUAUUUUUGCAUUAAACUUUAGUAGUUGUAAUAUCUUUUUGUUUUCUGCCUUGAAUGAGUAAAGGGCUAUAAAUUUUGUAUCUAAUAGUAUGUAAAAAUGUCGUUCAUAUAA
Messenger RNA from Durio zibethinus, 1046 nucleotides. RefSeq lists its product as uncharacterized. Lineage: Eukaryota; Viridiplantae; Streptophyta; Magnoliopsida; Malvales; Malvaceae. The record is from RefSeq and is a predicted model, not a curated record.